Molecule: messenger RNA, 5813 nt
Organism: Cottoperca gobio
Lineage: Eukaryota; Metazoa; Chordata; Actinopteri; Perciformes; Bovichtidae
Product: myelin-associated glycoprotein
Exons: 13
Coding region: 383-2332 (649 amino acids)
Biological process (GO): cell adhesion
Cellular component (GO): plasma membrane
Molecular function (GO): sialic acid binding
Source: RefSeq, a predicted model, not a curated record
UACAGAGAGUGGCGAGAGGUCUUAGUGGCAACACGCUGUUGAGACGCUUUGCGUGUGAGUGUCAGAGGGAAGGCUGCUGGAACUGCUCAUACAGCUGCUGAACACUUGGAGGUCAGCCACAGUCACCUACACAGAAUCUGACAUCUAGGAUCCAGAGCAAGACGACCAACUCAGGGAGAACAAACACAACGGGAAGACGAAGAAGUCAGGACUGAGAGGGAGCAGGAGCCUGGUGCUGAGGCUGAGAAGAAGGCUGUCAAGCUGUCUGGGUGUGAGUGAACACCCUCUAGUGGAGCUGCUGACAAGCUGUCCUGCAGAGCGUCUGUCUGUUUCUAACCAUCAGCAUUUCAAGAGGUCUACGUUCCAGCGUUGAGCAGAGACCAUGUGGUGUUUGGAUCUGCUCUUACCACUGCUGUUGAUCAUCAAUGAUGCCAGUUGCCAGUGGAACGUUUGGGUACCUCGGGACAUCUCGGCCAUGACAAACUCCUGUGUGGUCAUCCCGUGCACCUUCAUGUAUCCGUCUGGUAUCAGGCCGUACCGCGGCACUCACGGUAUCUGGUACUUCGGCCAGCCGUACCCUCAACUCUUCCCUCCUGUUGUCUUCAAAUCACGCACAGAUGUUGUGCACGAGAGCUAUAAGGGCCGCACCAAGAUGCUGGGUGACCUGCACCAGAGGAACUGCACUCUGCUCAUCAACAACAUCGGGACAGAGCACUCAGGGAAAUACUACUUUCGUGCUGACCUCGGUGGAGCCAACAUGUACACGUUCCCAGACUUCUCUGAGCUCAAAGUUCUGGAUCAACCCAACAUCGACGUCCCAGAGGAGAUUAUCAGCGAUGAGAGUCUGGAGCUGACAUGCUACGCUCCGGACAACUGCCCCGACUUGACUCCGGAGAUCCAGUGGAUGUACACCGACUACCUGCCCGACCCGGAGUUCAGCUCUGACUACCUGGAGGAGAGCAACACAGCAGUACUCUCAAGCACCCUGACCUUCACACCCAGGCCCAUGCACAAUGGGCAGCUCCUGGGCUGCAGGGUCUUCUACCCCAACACCACACUGGUCUAUGAGAGGCUCAUCUCUCUGGACAUCAAGUAUGCUCCACGCUCUGUGUGGGUGAACGUGUCCUCAGAGGUGAUGGAGGGCAGCUCUGUGAUGCUGCACUGCGAGGUGGACAGUAACCCUCCUUCCAGGAUCUCCUGGAUGUUCGGAGACGAGGAGCUGCUGUGGGACACGGCGUCCAACAUCUCGCUCUCGCUGGACGAUUUGACGCCUGCGCAGGAGGGAAUCUACACCUGCGUUGGGGACAAUGGCUAUGGCAUCAUGAACACUUCACUGUACCUGGCUGUCAAGUACCCUCCCCGCGAGCCUCUGGUUAACGACUCUAUGACGGUCCUAGAGGGAUCCUCGCUGGCCUUGCACUGUAGCACUCAGGGCAGCCCGGCCCCAACCCUCACCUGGCUAAAAGACGGGGAGCUGGUGGGCACCAUCACUGCUGACGAGCUGUCAGUGCUGGAGAUCUUAGAGAUCACACCGCAGGGAGACGGACAGUACCGCUGCCUGGCUGAGAACGAGCACGGAAGAGCCAGCAGCUCCUUCAACAUCACUGUUGAGUAUGCCCCGGUCCUUCUGGAGGAGUCAAAGUGCACGGUGGUGAGGGAGGGUGUCCAGUGUGUCUGCAUAGCCACAGGUAACCCUGAACCCACCAUUGAGUUCUAUCUGCCCGAUGUGAACAUCACCAUCAACGAAUCAGACGGCCGGUACAACUUCUACACGCACACAGACGGCCACACCUCCACGGGUAUGAUCAAGCUGAGGGAGAAAGGCGAGCGGGUCGACAACGGAGGCCCCGCCGUCAACGUCCACUGCAGCUUCUACAACACGUACGGAAGAGAGAGCGUACACCUGGAGCUACAGCAGGAGAAAAAGUACAUGAUGGCAGUUAUAGUUGGCACCAUUGGUGGAGUGGCGGUGAUAGCCUUCAUCAUAGCAGCAGUGAGAUACGUUGGCCACAACAACAAGAAAGAGAAUGGCAACCCUAGGCAGGACGUGGUCCUGGAGAACCCAGCUUUGUACUACAGCGCAGUCAAGAAGGACAAACAAAAUCUGAGGAAGAAAGUGCUUAAGACAGAGCUGUUGGGCUCAAAGUUUAACUCCAUUCUAGAGGAGACUACGGGAGAAGACGGGGAUUAUCAACCUGUGGGCUCUAUGGCAGGGCUGGAGAAGCAAGAGCUAAAUUACGCUGCUUUGGAGUUUAUCGGAGCCAGGUCCAGGGAGGGGGCCUCAGGGAGGGGGGAUGAUGACAGCAACUACACGGAAAUCAAAGCCAAAUGAAUCGCGAUCCUUCCCUGAUCCCUCGGCUAUGCGAGACGCAGUGGCAGCCACAACACAUGUUCUGCCCCAUAAACUGUGUAAUAACCCCUCUUCCUCAACUGGAUUUCAUUCUGCAUUCGAUGCCUCCUUGUUUCUCAUUUCUUCAGAUUUGUCACAUAUAAUGUACCACCCAAUGCCACUACUCUCCCUUCAUGCUGCCCCUCCUCCAUUGGACGCCCCUUCACCUACCAUCAUUUGGGAAAACUGGAACUUUUAUGGGUCGGAGCAUGACCCACUGGACAAUGUAAAGUGAAUUAUUUAAAUUCCUAGCCUCAGUUGUAGUACAUAGGCUCUAAAACAUGCAGUGUUAACUAGCGACCGUGUUUUUGUUGCUUUCUCUAUGUUCUUUGUGAUUGUCAAAUGAAUGACAUCUGAGUGCUCACAUCCGUCUCACUAUCUGCUCUACAUCUGUGUCUUGUAACUGUCACUGUGUCUGCUGCCAGUCGAAGCAUCAGGGCAAGGAGUUACUGUGCUUUUUGCUCUCUUAUAUUUAUGUGUGUCCGUCAGCAGAGAGCAAACCUCGAUUCUCUCUUUCCUUUGGUUAAUUACAUCCUAAGAAGAUAACCGACUGAGGCGAGAGAUGGAAACGCAUCUCAGCAUCUUGUUUCCACAUAAUUGUAUUUAAUGUGUGCUGUGACUCGGUAGCCUCUCAUAAUAAAUGAAAAAAGAAAAGGUCACCGUCACUUUUGAUUAUAAUUGAAGAGGUUUUGUAAAUUCAAAUGGUACACUGUCCAGCUCUGAGAAAUAUCCCAGCUUCUGUCCAGCAGUUUCCAGUUAACUGUGGAAUGUGUGGAGAUUUUGGGAGAUUUUUCUGCACAGUGUCCAACUCAAAACUUCUGUCUCAUCUCCUACUUAUUCUCCAUAAAGCAUGGGUUCUAGCUCUCCGAUUGAUGUGGAAAAUACAGACCUAAAGCACAACAUAUUUUAGCGUGAGUGGCCAAAUGUUAUCUCUUUUAGACAAUGUGUGUGUAUGCGUGUGUGUGUGUGUGUGUGUGUGUGUUCAAAUCGUGCUGAAAGAUCAUAGGACACUGAUCAUUGAUGACUGGGGUCUUUGGGAAGUUUGAGCAUCGCUUCACUUGAGAAGCUGAUGCUUUUCUCUCACAGGGUUGCAUCAGAUGUUUGAAUGACAAAAAGUGAGGCUGACUUGCCAGCUGUUUAUGUUAUUCAAAGACAUUUGAUGAACCCGUGAUGUAAUAUCAAAGCGCACUAAUAGUCUAACUUGAUAAUGGUGUCAAUAAUAUAUAUUAAUAAGAUGUAUAGCUAGGGAAUGGAUGCCAGUAUGUACAGUAAAUACCCUGCAUGACUGAGGCACACAUCUAAGUAUUACAUUAUGGAUAAAAGUGUGAGAAGUAAAAACAAUCUUGUCACACAUCAUUCAAAUACUUUUGACUGAAUAGUGUCUUAGUAAAUAGUACCAACCUCUAACUAGAGUGCACUAUAGUCAAAUCAUAGGCUGCGUUUACAUGCAGGGAGUGACCCUCUUAUUGACUGUUGUUGAGGUUGAUUUAAAGUAUAAUACCUGCUGUGUUUAGCAAUCGUUUCUAAUAACCAUCGAAAGGGGACAGAUCAAAGCAGCAGAUGCCGAGAUAUCCUUUUAUUUCAUGGGUCAAUUUCCAAACCCACUGGAUCCUACAUUACCCACAAUGCAACUAAUAGCAUGUUUUAGUUAGACCCUCCCUGCCUAGUAAAUGUCUUUCAAACUCCAUGCACCGAGUUUGUAUCUCUGUAUAUUUUCAGACUUUACAAAGCUUUUUCAGAGCAGCAUUUUAUGAGGACAUUAAAGUUUUCACAGGCUGAACUGUACUGCCCAUGAUAUAAAUGCCUGACUUGUACAUCAGGAAGUCAGGUCAUACGUCUCCGUUUCUCUCAAAAGUGCUUAAAAAUAACUCAUCGACACUCUGCAGCCUGAUUUGACUAACACGGUCUGCCAUUUUAAAUACGACAACAGGUAACGAUUGAUGAUUUUCACUUUCUGUCAAUUACAUAUGCAGUGAAAAUGGAAUUGGAUUUUUACCUGUGUCUUGUAUUUUGGAUUGUUUUAACAAUGUAAGAUCAAGAUAAACAAUUUGGUCAUCCAAAUUAAUCACGCAAAACAAUUACCAAGUCAGUUUUCUCUGCAAGACAUUAUUUCUAAAAUAUUGAACUAAAACAAAGUUCCAAAAUCUUCUGCUAAAGUGUGUUGAACAUCAAGUAUGGAAAGCUGCCCACUGAUGUUCUCUUCCUAAACAGACAUUACCCUGUAUGUACUGAUCUAGCUAGAGAUGUGCAAUGAUCUCUUCUUGAAGAUUGAAAGUCCUUUUGAUACACAUGCUAUGACUAAAGCUUUAUAAAUGUAUGUUUUGAAACAACACGGCACUGUGGCAGUCUCAUUUAAAAUGAUGGAUUAAGUUCAUCAAGGCAGCAGCGUGUCUGUGUGAGCUGUUUCUAAUUGGUUUUACAAUCAACAUACAGCAACAUCCUCUCUCUGUUGUAACUCCAUAUAUGGGUAGACUGUUCAUAGGCAGCACUGGCAAUAUGUAAAGAAAAUUAGAGAAAUUACUUUAAAAUGUUUACAUGAACGCAAAUAAAUCUCUCUGCCAAAACCCAAGUUUGAAUAAACCAUGUUGGUGAAGCCUUAGGUCCUAAAUGGCACAGGGCAGAAUCUGACAUCAAAACAUACCCAUAAUGCUGUGCUAAGCGAAGGCCUCUAUGUCACUAUUUUAGUAUUCUUAUAACAGUAACUGUUGGAAUAAUAUUUUUGGAAAUAAUUUUGCUUGGUCUUAUCCUGCAUCAAGUCAAGCUUGAAGUAUUUAAAUUAAACAUGCAUAGUGCAGACAAAUGAGCCAACUUUGUGUUUAAUUUGAUUGAAGAACUCUGAGCAGGUUUACAAAAUGUUUAAGUAUGUAAUGCAAAGAGCUUUCAGCUUUUCAGCAUUAUUUACACACUUCAAGCCAAAACAAGUUAAAAAUGCAGUUCUCUGUGCAUGUAAACGAAGCUUUUGUCAACCACCCAUUCUGACUCACAUCAGCCUUUUAUUAAGACACUGUUGAUUUAAAGAUGAAUAUACGGGCUAGUAUUCUUAUACAAAGACAAUAACAAGUUUCUCUCUUUGAAAGUUUUACAGGUUGUUUUUUAUUUUUAAGUAAAGAUAUCAAAUAUGUCUUACCUAAUCUUUUGUCACAGUGUGUUUUAAAGCAAAUGUGUAUAUCCUAUACUUUGUGGUGAUCAUAAUUAUCAUUAUGGGUUGUUUUUUUCUAUAUACUGUAUAUGAUUGACACAAUAAUUCAGAUCAGGGUUUUGCACUGUUACUUAAUAACAGUAAGAUUUCUGCAAUGAUGUAGUUUGCUUGCUCUUUUAUUUUAAACAAGUAUUUCCUGCCUCAAGCAAAUUCAUCUGUCUUCAGUUCCACGCAAGCAUAAAUAAAAUAAAAACAACAGCAACUGGAAACAGUUGAUUAUUGAUA